This is a messenger RNA of Auanema sp. JU1783, 924 nucleotides long. The record is from the annotation of a GenBank genome assembly. Lineage: Eukaryota; Metazoa; Nematoda; Chromadorea; Rhabditida; Rhabditidae.
AUGGAAAACUUCAAAAAGAUUCGCGUAGUUGGUCGUGGCGCAUUCGGAGUGUGCUGGCUAUGCGAACGUUUGGAUCAAGCACAAGGAAAAAAGGUUAUAAUAAAAACGAUCCAGCUAGGUCCGGACGAUGAACAGAAAAUAAUGAGUGAAGUGAAACUGCUGCAAAAGCUUAAACACCCAAUGAUCAUUGGCUAUUAUGAUUCUUUUAUUUUACCUGAUGAGAAACAAUUGGCAAUUGUUAUGAAGUAUGCUGAAGGUGACACUAUGGAGAAGCUUAUUGCGGACCAAAAUGAUAAUCAAAUCCCAUUAGAUCAAGCUCUGAAUUAUUUCACUCAGAUUGCCAUAGCUCUAGAUCAUAUGCAUAGCAAGAACAUAGUACAUAGAGAUUUGAAAACUCAGAAUAUAUUGAUGAAUAAAAAGAGAACUAUAUGUAUGUUAUCAGAUUUUGGUAUUUCAAAAGAACUCACAACUCGUAGUGUUGCAAACACUGUAAUUGGAACCCCUAACUAUCUCAGUCCGGAAAUUUGUGAAGGAAGAGUUUAUAAUCAAAAAACGGAUGUGUGGUCGCUAGGAUGUAUCUUAUAUGAACUGCUCGAACUCAAACGUGCCUUCGAUGGUGAAAACUUGCCAGCUAUAGUAAUGAAGAUCACGAGAGGACAAUAUGCCGAGAUUAAGCGACAUGAUGAAAGUGAAGUUAUUCAAUUAGUUGAUAGUCUGUUGAAUUUGAAUGAAAACAAACGGCCAACGGUAAAAGAAUUAUUAACUUGCCCUUUACUCUUACCACACACGUUAACGAUUCAUCUGGACAUUGGGCGACUAACCAUGCCUCAGAAUUGCAAACAACGGCCUAAUGGAACAAGUCGUUUGGGUACAACUCCCACGUUAAGGACAACUCAACGUAUACAAAUCAUCAGAAACCCUUGA